Molecule: messenger RNA, 843 nt
Organism: Raphanus sativus (radish)
Lineage: Eukaryota; Viridiplantae; Streptophyta; Magnoliopsida; Brassicales; Brassicaceae
Product: PRA1 family protein F2
Exons: 1
Coding region: 103-672 (189 amino acids)
Biological process (GO): vesicle-mediated transport
Cellular component (GO): endoplasmic reticulum; Golgi apparatus
Source: RefSeq, a predicted model, not a curated record
UCCUAAUCAAGAGGGACUGAUCAUUAUCUUUUUCAAGCAAUACAUAAAUUUACUCUCUCUCUCUCUCUCUCUCUCUCUCUCUCUCCAACCAAUUAGAACGAAAUGACAAACUACGGCGCGAUCCCGACGUCAUCUCAUCCAUCUCCACCGGUGGAUCUCGAGUACAUCUCACACGUCAGGCACCGUAUCAAAUCAGGUCUAGCCACGCGCCGCCCAUGGCGAUCGAUGUUCGAUCUCGAAUCCAUGUCCCUACCUCACGGUUUCUUCGACGCGAUCUCGAGAACGAAGACGAAUCUCGUCUACUUCAGAGCCAACUACGCCAUCGCCGUCCUCUUCAUGCUCUUCGCGAGCCUCCUCUACCACCCGACCUCGCUCCUCGUCCUCGCCAUCUUGGUCGUCUUCUGGAUCUUCCUCUACUUCCUCCGCGACGAGCCUCUCGUCGUCUUCGGUCACCAGGUGGACGAUCGGACGGUCAUGAUCUGUCUAUCGGUUUUGACCAUCGGCAUGCUUUUGUUCACCCACGCCACGGGGAAUAUACUCGGGUCGCUGUUGACCGCCCUCGUGUUGGUUAUGAUCCACGCGGCGGUUAGGAGGAGUGAUAAUUUGUACUCUGAUGAGGAAGCUGCGGCGGUGACUGAAGCUUCGGGGCUGACGUCAUACCCUUCCUCGUGAAAACCGAUUUGAUCUUUGUGUGUGUGAGAUUGAGAAACUUGAAGACAUUUUCUUCUUCGAUUUGUUGACAACUUACAUUGUUUCCUUCAUUUUUUUUUUUCAUCCAGUGGUGGUUUGUUUGUUAAUUACUUGGUUUAGACAUCGAAUUUAUUUACUUGAACUUCAACUGAA